Molecule: messenger RNA, 4944 nt
Organism: Lagenorhynchus albirostris (white-beaked dolphin)
Lineage: Eukaryota; Metazoa; Chordata; Mammalia; Artiodactyla; Delphinidae
Gene: PIK3R1
Product: phosphoinositide-3-kinase regulatory subunit 1
Exons: 16
Coding region: 570-2744 (724 amino acids)
Biological process (GO): phosphatidylinositol phosphate biosynthetic process; insulin receptor signaling pathway
Cellular component (GO): phosphatidylinositol 3-kinase complex
Molecular function (GO): 1-phosphatidylinositol-3-kinase regulator activity; protein binding
Source: RefSeq, a predicted model, not a curated record
GCGGAGUUGGAGGAAGCGGCGGCCGCGGCCGGGGCGGCGGGGAGCGUGUCGGGAGACGGCGAGCUUGGGUCGGGAACGGCUGGCGGGUCGGAGCCUGGUCAGGGGCGCAUCGGAGCCGUGCGCGCAAGAGGCUGCCGCUGCAGCCUGGGCCCCGCAGAGGAAGGAAGCCGGCCGGCGGGGGAGGUGCAGCUCGCAUGUGGUGUGUGCCACAGUCAAAUCAGAUGACAGAUGGACAGUGUGACAAGAGUGUCAGAAAGGAUCGGGCCUCGAAGGGAGAGUCAGCCCCGAGUCAAUGUGUUGACGAGUUGCUGAAAAGGAAGCCGGUGGGAAGACUGCGGCCACAGAGGAAGUGAGCCCUGACUUCAGUCACACCCUUGAUGGAGGACAGAUGGACGGCCGGAUGGCCAAUCACCUCUCCUCUUAAACCUUUGGAGAGUUAUCCUUUAUCCCCUGCCGGACGUGUAUUAGGAAUUUUAACACACUCUCUGAAUUCACUUUCCAUAGAAACGUCAGGUUAGACUGCGGUGUGCAGCCAGCCUCAGCUGUCGCAUGGUCGCAGGUCGGCAGCCAUGAGCGCCGAGGGGUACCAGUACAGGGCGCUGUACGACUAUAAAAAGGAGCGGGAAGAAGACAUUGACUUGCACUUGGGGGACGUACUGACUGUGAAUAAAGGGUCCUUAGUAGCUCUUGGAUUCAGUGAUGGACAAGAAGCCAGGCCUGAAGAAAUCGGCUGGUUAAAUGGCUAUAACGAGACCACUGGGGAGAGGGGGGACUUUCCGGGAACUUACGUAGAAUACAUUGGAAGGAAAAAGAUCUCACCGCCCACACCAAAGCCCCGGCCACCUCGACCCCUUCCUGUUGCACCAGGUUCUUCAAAAACUGAAGCAGACAGUGAGCAGCAAGCUUCGACUCUUCCAGACCUUGCAGAGCAGUUCGCCCCUCCUGACAUUGCUCCACCGCUUCUUAUCAAGCUAGUGGAAGCCAUUGAAAAGAAAGGUCUGGAAUGUUCAACUCUAUACAGAACACAGAGCUCCAGCAACCCAGCAGAAUUACGACAGCUUCUUGAUUGUGAUGCUGCCUCCGUGGACUUGGAAAUGAUCGAUGUGCACGUUUUAGCAGACGCUUUCAAACGCUAUCUCCUGGACUUACCAAAUCCUGUCAUUCCAGUUGCCAUUUACAAUGAAAUGGUUUCUUUAGCCCCAGAAGUGCAAAGCUCUGAAGAAUACAUCCAGCUGUUGAAGAAGCUCAUUAGGUCGCCCAGCAUACCUCAUCAGUACUGGCUCACGCUGCAGUAUUUGCUAAAACAUUUCUUCAAGCUCUCUCAAACAUCCAGCAAAAAUCUUUUGAAUGCAAGAGUACUCUCUGAACUCUUCAGCCCCCUGCUUUUCAGAUUCCCAGCAGCCAGUUCUGAGAAUCCUGAACACCUCAUAAAAGUUACAGAAAUUUUAAUCUCCACCGAAUGGAAUGAACGCCAGCCUGCACCAGCACUGCCUCCUAAACCACCAAAACCCACUACUGUAGCGAACAACGGUAUGAAUAACAAUAUGUCCUUACAAGAUGCUGAAUGGUACUGGGGAGAUAUUUCGAGGGAAGAAGUGAAUGAAAAACUUCGAGAUACAGCUGAUGGGACCUUUUUGGUACGAGACGCAUCUACUAAAAUGCACGGUGAUUAUACUCUUACACUAAGGAAAGGAGGAAAUAACAAAUUAAUCAAAAUAUUUCACCGAGAUGGGAAAUAUGGCUUCUCUGACCCAUUAACCUUCAACUCUGUGGUUGAACUGAUAAACCACUACCGGAAUGAAUCUCUAGCUCAGUAUAAUCCCAAACUGGAUGUAAAAUUACUUUAUCCGGUAUCCAAAUACCAACAGGAUCAGGUUGUCAAAGAAGAUAAUAUUGAAGCUGUAGGGAAAAAAUUACAUGAAUAUAACACUCAAUUUCAAGAAAAAAGUCGGGAAUAUGAUAGAUUAUAUGAAGAUUAUACCCGUACUUCCCAGGAAAUCCAAAUGAAAAGAACAGCUAUUGAAGCAUUUAAUGAAACCAUAAAAAUAUUUGAAGAACAGUGCCAAACCCAGGAGCGGUACAGCAAAGAAUACAUAGAAAAGUUUAAACGCGAAGGCAAUGAGAAAGAAAUCCAAAGGAUUAUGCAUAACUAUGAAAAGUUAAAGUCUCGCAUCAGUGAAAUUGUCGACAGCAGAAGGAGAUUGGAGGAGGACUUGAAGAAGCAGGCUGCCGAGUAUCGUGAGAUUGACAAACGGAUGAACAGCAUUAAACCAGACCUCAUUCAGCUGAGAAAGACAAGAGACCAAUACUUGAUGUGGUUGACUCAGAAAGGUGUUCGGCAGAAGAAGCUGAACGAGUGGCUGGGCAAUGAAAACACCGAAGACCAAUAUUCGCUGGUGGAAGAUGACGAGGAUUUGCCCCACCACGACGAGAAGACGUGGAAUGUUGGCAGCAGCAACCGAAACAAAGCCGAAAACCUGUUGCGAGGGAAACGAGAUGGCACUUUUCUGGUCCGGGAGAGCAGUAAACAGGGCUGCUACGCGUGCUCCGUAGUGGUGGACGGUGAGGUCAAGCACUGCGUCAUCAACAAGACGGCCACGGGCUACGGCUUCGCCGAGCCCUACAACCUGUACAGCUCCCUGAAGGAACUGGUGCUCCACUACCAACACACGUCCCUCGUGCAGCACAACGACUCCCUCAACGUCACGCUAGCCUACCCGGUGUACGCGCAGCAGCGGCGAUGAAGGGCCGCCCUCCCGCCUGCUUCUCACCUUCAGCUCCCCGAGGCCUCCAGCAAGCACAGGGCUCCCCUGCAGCCCGACCUGGGAACUGAGCUGCGGACACCCAGCCGCCCGUCUUCAGAUGUGACUCGAGCUCUCGAUCACACGGCAGUAGGGGAAGACAGACACAUACGCGGCGGGCUCGCACUGGGCGACGACCACCGUUCCUCGUCUGGAGUGCUUAAUUAGCCUUCCUUCCUUUCCUCUUCCUUUCUUUUUGGUUUUGUUUUUUGGAUUAAUUUAAAGUCACAACCACACACGACACCAAGAGAAGAAAUGCAAAAAUCUCUGCGUGCAGGGACAAAGAGGCCUUUAACCAUGGUGCUUGUUCGUGCUUUCAGAAGCUUUACCAGCUCAAGAGUUGGGACCUUGGAGACCGGAGCGGGGACGGGCUGACGAGCCCUGGCCUGGGGUCGCUCAGUCCAGCCUGGGUGUUGCCGUGCACGGUGGCCCCAGACACAUCGCACUGUGGAUUAUUUCAUUUAUUUUCUAACGAAAUGAACCGAUAUGUAGCAGAAAGGCACUUCCGCUCACAGGGGACGCUUUGGGGGAACGUCCGCUCACGUACGUUCAGAGGAAAUUCUGUUGUAGCAAAGUGCCAGAAAGUGUUUCAUUAAAACUCUACAAACCAAGAAAACCCACCAACAGAAAAAUGGAGCUUGGAAAAUAGGACUUCAAAAUGACAUUUAGUAUAUAAAAUAUGUACAUAAUAUUGAAUGACUAACUAUCAAAUAGACGGAUUUGUAUCAAUACCAAAUAGCUUCUGUUUUGUUGUGCUGAAGGCUAAAUUCACAGUGCUAUGCAAUUCUUAAUUUUCAUCGUUGUUACCUGUUUUAAACGUACCUUCAGAAUAAGCUUCCCCUGCCCCAAUUUUUGUUGCUUGAAAACACUGUCCCAAUUUUUGUUGCUUGAAAACACUGUCCCUGAUUUUUUUUUUGUUAAUAUUCAUUUUGUUACUCGUUACCUUUUUUUUAAAAAAGAAGAAAUGUACAGGAUGCCAGUUUAAAAAAAAAUGGCUUCAGAUUUAAAACUAUGAAAUAUUUUACAGUUUUUCUUGUACAGAGUACUUGGCUGUUAGCCCAAGGUUAAAAAGUUCAUAACAGAUUUUUUUGGACUAAAUGUUUUGUUGGGCAGUGCCUGAUAAGCUUCAAAGCUGCUUUAUUCAAUAAAAAAAGAGAAAGAUAUAUGAAUAUGACAAAGUAUGGCUGAGUUCAACAAUGUUGUUUCAAGACUUAAGAUACGGUACCUGGCAAUGUUUGUUUCAUAAAGAAUUGUGAACUUCUUGAAUCUGGGGAGGGGAAUGUAGCAAAGGGAUGUACAGGUGGGGGGGGAGGGUGGCAGGAUGGCAUGCACUUUCUCUUUCUUGUGAUUACAGAGAAGUGGAUCACUGCAAAGUGAAGUCUUUUCCCACUUUGAUCUGCUACUUACUAUACCCUCAUGACAAAUACAAACCUAUGGGAAUGCUAGGUCUUAGGAAGGCAGGCAGGCAGGGUCCUGGAGCAGUGUUCACCCUUGUUGGAAACACCCAUUUUAAAGUAUCAUUGCUGCAUUUAGAAAACCUGUCUCUCUUUCACAUUAGACUACCCGUUAACAACCAGCCAACAUCCACUGUAGAAAAAGCAUGAUCUGAAAAGAUAUUUUUAGCUGGAUAUCUGCUAUUUUCCUAGCUUUCCACUCAACUUAGAUCAGAAAGCAAAUAGACGUGGUCAUAAUCGUUCCUGCCCCGAUUGUGGGGAGCUUGUUCAAGUCAUGGCCAUUGUAGGAAUCAUAGUAACAGUCCUCAUUCACCCAAAUAAUUGUAUGUGUUACACUUCACCGUGGGGAAAAGGAAGGGCUUGUUAGAGUAUUCUUGCCAACUGAAGGCAACAGCAAGAGAUCUCUCUCCCCAAUUUACAUAUGCAAAAGCCUUUGGGUUCAGUGGGAACUGUACCUGUGUUGGGAGGAAUAAUGGGGAGAUUAAAAUGGAAUCUUAACAACGUCAGUUUUCCUUUCCUAUUUAGAUUCACCACAGCUUUAUUUCUCUUUCCUUCAACUACUGGGGGGAAGGGGGUUUUGUUUUGUUCUCUAAUGUUGUUCCUUUUAAAAUUCUUUUGAAAGAAUCAGUCUAGUGGCUGACUCAGUCAACUGUAGAAUGUAUUUUUUUUUUCCUUUUUACAUGAAGCUA